This is a messenger RNA of Pygocentrus nattereri (red-bellied piranha), 11082 nucleotides long. RefSeq names its product neural-cadherin. The record is from RefSeq and is a predicted model, not a curated record. The transcript has 33 exons. Gene Ontology annotation, molecular function: calcium ion binding. Bases 200 to 8461 code for a protein of 2753 amino acids. Gene Ontology annotation, biological process: homophilic cell-cell adhesion. Gene Ontology annotation, cellular component: cell-cell junction; plasma membrane. NCBI's taxonomy places the organism in Eukaryota, Metazoa, Chordata, Actinopteri, Characiformes, Serrasalmidae.
CCGAACGACACCAUCAACCAGAUUCAAACCGUUUCUUUAACCUGUGUUUUGUUUUUAUGUUAUUAUUAUUGUUUUGGUAAAAACUGAACUUUGUAGCUCUCUCUGCUUCUUUUUCGUCUUUUGGCGACAUUCAUGUCAAAGGGAAGUUCCGCUGGCCUCCGUGACUGAAUCUGGGCAAGUUCGGACCGAGCGUCUCAUCAUGGCGCCUCAAGAAGGGAAACUUUUGCGCUUUGUCUGGCCACUUUUGCUCAUCGCUGUCCAUCCGCUCUCGCUUGCGCGCGCCGAUCCUCCGCUCUAUUACGGGCAUGUGGUGGACGGGGCGCCGGCGGGGACUGCGGUGGCCGGACUCGUGCUGCCCGGUGGAGGCGCGUGCCGAGGCGCUUUGCGGGGCGAGCGCUCCGAGGACUUCUCUCUUUCUACGUCCGCGGACGGGCGCGGGCUCCUGCUGCGAUCCGCCAAAACUUUGGAGCGCGAGCUGAAAGCGAGCUACCUGCUGCACGCGCUCCUGCAGGGCUGCCCGGGCACCGGGGAUGCGGUGACCGUGCGCGUGGACGUGCUGCCCGGAGGCAGGCGGCGGAGGGAGGUGACCGGAGAGCCGCAUUACACCGUGGCGCUGGCGGAGGGCGCGAGACCCGGGGAUGCGGUGUUCACAGUGCCGGACGAGCGCUUCACUGAGCGGCGCUUCGAGGUACUGGCAGACGGCGGAGGAGCGGUGCGCGUGCAGCGGGACUCCGGCCGCGUGUACUUGGCGCGCGCGCUCACGGCGCCUACCUACGUUACGCUGAAAGUGCACAACGCCAGAGGUGAUGACUGGUACCUGUGCAGGCUGACUCUAACCCUGCCCAGUCUGUCUGACCUUCAGUGGGUGAUGUUUCCUCAGCCAUAUCUGGCCGCAGUGGGACCCGAUGCUGCUUCAGGCUCUGUGGUCUACAAGCUGGUGGCUCGACAUAGAGACGGCUCUCCAGGAGCAGCGCAGUUCCUUCUGGUGGAUGGUGGAGAGGACUGUUUCGAGGUGGACAGAAGUUCAGGAGAAGUGAGGACUACAGGCCGGCCGCUGACCCCCAGCAGAGAGUACAUUCUGACCGUGCAGGCAGUGGAUACACAAGGCAGGAAGGGCUCUCAUGCCUCAGUUGCCAUAUUUGCUGGCUUCCGUCCACCCCAGUUUACCAACACAUCCUACUCCAUAUAUGUCCCAGAGAGCACUGCAGUGGGCCAAGCGGUGGCUGUGGUCCAGGCGAUCUCCUUCCAGAGGAAGACUCUGUCCUACAUGCUGUUGGUGAACCCAGGAAACCUAUUCAGUAUAAACCAGGAGAGCGGGGCACUGAGCCUGACUCGGGCAGUCGACUACGAGAGUGGACCCCACCUUCACCACCUGCAAGUCAGAGCCUCCGAGCCAGACACGGGCCUCAACAACAUAGCAGAGGUAGCAGUACACAUCACCGAUGAGAACGACUGCACUCCCGAGUUUAUGCACUCUAUCUACAGCAGAGACAACAUCCCUGAGUCUACUCCACCUGGAACCUCUCUACUGCAGGUGCUGGCCAGAGACUGUGACACUGGUCUGAAUGCAGAGAUCUCCUACUUCAUCCAGAGUCUGGACUUCAGUGUCUCGGCCCAGGGGGUGGUGAGUCCCAGCAGGAAGCUUGAUUACGAAAGGCCCAAUCACAUGUACGAGUGUGUGGUGGUGGCUGUGGACAAGGGCACACCCGCUCGAACCGGCACCGCCUCCAUCCGCAUCCGCAUGGCCAACGUCAACGAUGAGGCGCCUGUUUUCUCCCAGACUGUUUAUAAGACGUUUCUCUCUGAAGAUGCUGGUCCUGAGACUCUGGUGGCCAUUGUGCAUGCCAAGGACCCAGAUGGGGAUGGAGUGACGUAUGCUAUCACUGGGGGCAACGAGGACAGCAACUUUGAGCUGGACAACCAGAAGGGCAUAAUCAAACUACGCCGCAGCCCUCCGCCUAGACUGCGCGGGCCACAGUACGUCCUCAACGUCACUGCAACCGAUGACAACUUGGCUGGCGGCCCACUGCCCCUCAGCAGCUCUGCCCAGGUCAUCGUUGGCAUCAAUGACAUCAACAACAACAAGCCUGUGUUUGAGGAGUGUCAUAAUUAUAGUUUGAACACUCUGGUGCUGGAGAACCAGCCGCCGGGCACUGUGGUCCUGCGGGUACAAGCUCAUGAUGCUGACACUGGGGUUAAUGGAGAGGUCAAAUAUGGAAUCAUGCAGAGAGACGGAGCCUCACCUGGCUUCACCAUCGAUCCUGACACAGGGGUGAUCAGCACGGCUGUGAGUUUUGACCGUGAGCGGCAGAGAGAAUACACAUUGUCCGUCACGGCCACAGACCAGGCCGAGGAGCCGCUCAUCGGCAUCUGCCAAAUCACCGUCCUCAUCGCUGACCAAAAUGACAACGACCCCAAAUUUGAGAACAGCCGUUACCAGUACUUCCUGAGAGAGGACACCCCGGUGGGCACCAGCUUUCUGCGAGCGGCGGCCCAUGAUGAUGAUCAGGGCACCAAUGCAGCCAUCACUUACUCCCUGUCCCACCAGAACCCUGCUUACUUCCACAUUAAUCCCAGCACAGGAUGGGUCUACGUCAACCACCCUAUCUCACAGACAUCACGAAUCAGUCAGCAGAUCAUUGCCACAGAUGGAGGAAACCGCAGCAGCUCAGUGGACCUCACUGUCAUCAUCACGAAUGUGCACAACCAGCCACCGCAGUGGGAACAGGCUGAGUACUGGGUCACCAUCCCUGAAAACACCGUCCGUGACAGUAAAAUAGUGACCAUAAAAGCCACCUCUCCUCUGGGUGACCCGCGUGUGACCUAUAACCUGGAGGAGGGUCAGGUGCCUGAGACUAACAUGCCCGUGCGUUUUUACAUCAAGCCCAACCGGAGGGAUGGCUCAGCGUCCAUCCUGGUAGCUGAGCCGCUGGACUACGAGAACACACGCUUCUUCACCCUACGUGUUCGUGUGCAGAACGUAGCAGCAGUGCCACUGGCAUCGUUCACCACAGUCUACGUCAAUAUCACAGACGUGAAUGACAAUGUUCCGUUCUUCAUGUCGAGCACGUAUGAAGCCACAGUGCCCGAGGGAGCUGAGAUAGGCACUUCAGUGAUCCAGGUCUCGGCCUCUGACCUGGACUCUGGCCCCCAUGGCAAGAUAAAUUACAUCAUUCUAAAGGACCAGAGUGGAGACUCUCAGUUCUUCAGCAUUAACUCCUACACAGGGGUCAUCCACACCCGGGCCACCUUUGACCGUGAACAGAAAAGCUCUUACCUGAUCGAGGUCCAGUCCCAGGAUGGCUCAGAGUCGGCCCGCCCAGGGCAGCAGGGCCAGCCAAACACAGACACGGCCUACGUGAGAAUUUUUGUCACGGACGUGAAUGACAAUGCUCCAGCCUUCUCUCAGCCCGUGUACGAGAUCAGCGUGGAGGAGGACAAGGAAGUUGGCUACAUAGUCAUUACCGUCACUGCUAACGAUGAAGAUGAAGGUGCUAACGCCAAACUGCGCUACCAGAUAACCGCAGGGAACACCAUGGGCACCUUCGAUGUGGAGCCAGAGGUUGGCACCAUAUUCAUUGCCCAGCGGCUAGACUACGAGCGAGUGCAGCGCUAUGAGUUACGACUGGUGGCGUCAGAUGGAAAAUGGGAGAACCAGACAAUAGUAAUCAUCAACAUCAUCAACCAAAACGAUGAAGCACCCAUCUUCAGCCAGACAGAGUACCAUGCCAGCGUGAUGGAGGAGCUGACUGAGCUGCCUGUGUUUGUGCUUGAGGUCACAGCCACCGAUCCAGACCAGGAGGCAGACCAAAGUGCAGUGCGGUAUUCACUGCAUGGACAGGGUGCUGGGAGUGAGUUCACUAUAGAGGAGCUCAGCGGGAAAAUUUAUGCUCAAAAGAGGCUUGAUCGAGAGGAUCGUUCCACCUGGAGGUUUCUAGUGCUGGCCACUGAUGAGAACGGUGCUGGCCUGACUGGCUUUGCUGACGUCUUGGUGGAGGUGCAGGACAUCAAUGACAAUUCCCCCGUCUUCCUGUGUGCCUCAGAUGGUUGCUUUGUGGGCCAUGUGCCUGAGAACUCUCCAGCUGACACUUCCAUCAUGGAGAUGCGAGCCACUGACCUGGAUGACCCUAAAGCUGGCAAGAACGCUGUCCUCACUUACAGGAUUGUUCAGAAUGUCCGUAACGAGAUCAAUCUGAACCUGUUCUCCAUCAACCCGGCCACAGGCACCAUCUACACAGUGUUGCGCUCCCUAGACAGGGAGGUAGAAGACCGUUACCUGGUAGUUGUGGAGGCCAGGGAUGGAGGAGGCCUCUCUGGAACUGGAACAGCCACUAUUGUUGUAUCUGAUGUGAAUGAUCACCCCCCUGUGUUUACGCAGAGGGUCUACAUGGCCACCAUGGCAGAGGACCUGGAUAUCAAUAGUGAGGUGCUAGCAGUGGCUGCCACAGAUGGGGAUGAGGGAGAGAACUCUGUAAUGACCUUUAGCAUUGUGGGUGGAGAUGAUGACCGCAAGUUCUUCAUCGAGACGGAUAAGGUGAACCGGCGGGGAAUAGUGCGGCUGAAGAAGAAGAUCGAUUUUGAGAAGCCCCAUGAGCGCACCUUCAAUCUCACAGUCAAAGUGGAGGAUGCAGACUUCUUUAGCCUGUCCUACUGUGUCAUCCAAGUGGAAGACUCUAAUGACCACACACCUGUCUUCUUCCCCCAGUUCUACGAUGUAGGGUCCAUGUUUGAGGACGUACCUGUUGGCACCAUUGUGGCCCAGGUGACUGCCGUAGACCUGGACUCAGGACAAAAUGGAAGGUUCUCUUACAGUAUUGCCCCAGAAUCUGACCCCUUUCAGCAGUUCCUGGUGGAUAAGAAUGGCUGGGUGGUGGUAGCAGACUCUUUGGACAGGGAGAAGGUGUCUCAGCACAGGCUGAUGGUUCUGGCCACAGACAUGGGCAGCCCUGCUCUGACAGGUUCUGCCAUUGUACUGGUUACUGUACAAGACGUCAAUGAUAACGGACCAGAGUUUGAGGCUCCAUACCAGCCCAUUGUGUGGGAGAACACUAUUGCACCACAGGUCGUCCGUAUGAACGACACUUCCAUUCUGCUCCACGCCAUCGACAGAGACACCUCGCCUAAUGGAGGGCCUUUUUCCAUACGCCUGCUGAUGCUCACCUCAGACGUCACAAACUUCAACCUGACUGAUCUGCGAAAUGGCAGUGCCAUGAUAACAGCCCUGCGCACCUUCGAUCGGGAGCAGCAGAAACAGUACCUCCUCCCCAUUCUGAUGAUUGACAGCGGCUCUCCUCCAAUGAGCUCCACCAGCACACUGACUGUCAUAAUUGGGGAUAGGAAUGACCAUCCGCAUGCACCUGGACACUCUGAGUUCAUAGUCUACAACUAUGAAGGUACUCUCCCCACGACUGUACUUGGACAAGUUCAAUCCCCUGACCUUGACGACUGGAGCGAAAAGGUUUACAAAUUUGAAGGCAAACCCCCCAGACAGUUCAUUCUGAACCAGAGCAGUGGUCAGUUGAGUAUCAAGGGUGGCACCCUGGCCGGCUCGUACAGUCUACAGGUGCGGGUGACAGAUAAGAUUUGGCCUGACGUCACCUCCACAGCUCAGGUGAAGGUCAGGGAGCUGAAGGAAGAGGCCCUGCUCAACGCUGGCUCACUUCGGUUCUCCAAUCUGACAGCAGAGGAGUUGUUCCGGAUAUCUGAUGGCAGGGAAAGUCUUUACGAGCAUCUGCAGCGUCUGCUGUCAGAGCUGUUGCAGACGGACUUGGAGAAGGUGCACAUCUUCAGCCUGGCCAGCGGCACUCAGCCCAACCAGCAGCACCUCAGCGUGUGGUUUGCUGCUCAUGGCUCUCCCUACUACAAGCCUGAGAAACUCCAUGGCAGUGUGGCCAUGCACAAGGCCAAGUUGGAGUCAGCUCUGGGUGUGACUGUUCUCCAGGUGGGGGUGAAUGAAUGUGCGUACACAGACUGCAGUCACGCGGGUGGCUGUUCCAGCAGGGUGACGUUCAGUGACACUCCUUCUGUUCUGAACAGUGGAAAUGCCUCUCUGGUGUCUGUCUCAGCUACAGCCAGCGCUCAAUGUGGCUGUCUGGCCAGGGAGAGCCAGCAUCUGUCCUGCUCAUCCUACCCCCGCAGCCCCUGCCUCAAUGGGGGUACAUGCGUGGACAGCGAGAUGGGCUACAGGUGUAAGUGUCCCCCCAUGUUUGAUGGGCCAGAGUGUCAGCAGACCAAGCACACAUUUCUUGGAGAUGGCUACGCCUGGUUCCCACCCCUAAGGCCUUGCUUCCAGAGCCACAUCUCUCUGGAGUUCAUCACGGAGGCAGCCAACGGCCUGCUGCUCUACAACGGCCCUCUCGGCGUCCUCCAGCCUGGAGACAAAGAAGACUUCAUCUCACUUGAGCUGAAGAAGGGUGUUCCAUUGCUGAGUGUUAAUCAUGGUUCAGGCACUCUCACUCUACAGCUUCCUCCUCAGGCCUCCGUCAACGACCGUCGCUGGCAUCGUCUCGACAUCAUCAGCGAUGGCAAGGAAGUGCAGCUGGUCCUGGAUCACUGCUCGGGGGCCAUGGUGAAUGAAGUGGAGGGUUUAGGAGUGGAGGUUUUUGAAACAGACCAAUCAGUGUGUAAAGUAUCUGCAGACACGCCAGGCAGUGAGAGAUUCCUGAAUGUGGAUCAGCCUCUGCAGCUCGGAGGAGUGAAGGAAACACAUCCCCUGCGUCGCACACACCCUCACUACAAAGGCUUUGUGGGUUGCAUCAGAAACCUGGUGGUGGACAGUCAGGUGUAUGACUUGGGCAGUGCGGCGGAGAGUGAGAACAGUGCCCCUGGGUGUGGACUGACCGAUGGAGUGUGUCUGACUGCAGGAGGGCCCUCCUGUGGCCUUCACGGGAAGUGCCUGGGGGAGUGGGGCUCCUUCAGCUGUGACUGCCACCCUGGCUACAGUGGACACAAGUGUGAGAAGGCUCUCCCUGAGUGGUCCUUUGAGAAGGAGAGCAUGCUGAGAUAUCAGUUGAGAGGAGGCGGGAGUCCACGGAGGACGCACGCUCAGCUCCUCCUUAGAACGCAUUCCUCCUCUGGCAAUCUGCUCAGCAUGAGCUCCCGCGACUCCAUUGAGUUUAUCAUACUGCAGAUAGUGGAUGGGUAUCUGAGUGUUAGUGCCAACCUGGGUGAUGGAGCCCACACCCUUAGACUGGGAAGCCAACGAGUGGACUGCGGCCAGUGGGUUAUGGUCAGUCUCCAUCGCCACGACAACAUGUUCAGCCUGCGGCUGGAGCAGGGUGGGGGGUCGCGAGAGGUCUCAGGAGUUCUUGGCCUCAAACGAGAGAUCGUGGUGCAUCCAUCCAGCGUUCUUCUGGGAAACAGUGCUACACAAAGCGCUCUCACAGACUUUCAAGGCUGCAUGCGUGAUGUACGGCUGAAUGGUCACUCUCUGCCGCUGGACGGUCAGAGUAGUGAGUUUGCCACAGUGCUGGAGCGACGCGGGGUGCAGGCAGGCUGCCACUCAGACGCCUGCAGCUCCAAACCCUGUCACAGCCCUCUGUACUGCGUAGAUCUUUGGAGGAAACACGAGUGCAGGUGUCCGGCUGGUCAGUUAGCUGUUGCUGAUGAGCUCACAGGGGUGGUGCAGUGCGCUGCUUCCCCAUGUGGCCCCUCCACAUGCCGGAAUGGAGGCACUUGUCUGGCUCACUCCACGAAAAGCUACCAGUGCCGUUGCCCGGAGGGCUUCAGGGGCCAGUGGUGUGAGCUGGGGCAGGCCAAAGCCCUGCGCCUCGCUGCACUCAGCCCCAGCUCCAUCCUCGCCAUCAGCAUGUGCCUGCUCGUCUUCUUCGCUGUGCUGGUGGCAGUGACCGUGUGGAACCAGAAGGGUAGUCGGAAUAAGUUCCGGAAACGUGGCGUAUAUCACAUCCCGGCGGAGCAUGAGAGCUGGGAGGACAUCCGGGAGAACAUCCUCAACUACAACGAGGAGGGUGGCGGAGAGCAGGACCAGAAUGCAUAUGACAUCACAGAGCUGAAGAGGCCGCUGUGCUCCAGCCUGUCUCAGUCUUCGUCCUGCACCACGGCUCCUCUCAUCAAGUCCUCUCAGGGCUCUCAGGAGGAGGUGCACCCGGGUGGGCCACUGACCUACCACCACAACCCGGGCUGCAGCACACACUGCGCCAUGGACUUUAAGAACUAUGUGGCACGCAUCAUCUGGGAGGCGGACAACGACAGCCUGGCCUUCCCCAUGGACACCUACCACGUUUAUUGCAUAGAGGGCGAGGGGUCCAGCCUGGGCAGCCUCAGCUCUCUCAGCUCCGCCAUCCCUGAGGAUGACUUCAGUUACGACUACCUGCGACACUGGGGGCCCAAGUUCGAGGGCCUGAGUGAGCUGUACCGUAGGCCGGAGCUGGCCCUCACUUACAGGGAUGCUGUCCAGAGCCAGAACCACAGCCAGAGCAAAAGCCUCGAGCAACUGCAGUAAGGUCGCUUUCACAGAGAUAUUUUGGUGUCCUUCAAAAAACAAAUUGGUGUCCGUUAGUGGUUUGUUGUGGACAGAGAUCAGUGUGAGCGUCAUUCAAAUCAUUCAACUAUGAAUGCUCAUAAAGAAAAACUGCUAGUGGUUGCUGGUUCUUACAGAAGUAAGUGAAACACGCAAAGCUCCUCUGGCCUGAGGCAUGAGCUUUUUCUUAUAGAUCAGGGGUGCCUAAACCUGGUCCUGGAGAUCUGCCCCUGAAGAGUUUAGGACCAACACACAGUUCCAUGGAAAAGUCAGAGGCCACUCUUCCUUUUGCAUAAUUUCCUGUCCAGUUGGAUUGUGAGAAGCAGAAAAUGCAACCAACUUCUAAGACAGAACUUUAGAAGUGUGGAAAAAUAUCCCUGCAGAGUCUCCUAAAAAGAAUGGAAGCUGUCGUAAAUGCAAAGAGUGGACACAGAAAAUUGUGAAUAUAAAGUAUAUUGUAUUUAGUUCUUCGUUUAUUUUGAUAUGUUUCUGCUUUUUUUCUUGUACUGGAAAAUAAGUAGCUUUUAUUUAAUGCUGUGGUUUUAAAGGGUGGUUUCUGACUUUUGCACACUACUAUACAUGGCUCUGAUAUUCAGAUGCUCUUGAAGGCCUUCAUUACCUGGAUCAGGUGUGUUAGAUUAGGGGCGGAACUAGACUCUACAGUGUGGUAGAUUUCCAGGACCCAGACUGGGCACUCCUGAUAUAGAUCUUUAGAGCUGGAUUGUACAGCUCUGGACGUGAACUGACACCAUUGAAUAGUUUCUCCUCUAACCUGCUCAACCUCCACAUGACUGGCUACAGCCCUGUCCAUCUCCUAUUGGCUGACACAUGCUCAGGUCAGAGUAUGUUCUGUCAAAAAUUCUCAUGCACUGCGUUGUUCGUAAGUGCAUUGUUCUCAAUGAAAGAGGUGUGUUUUUGACAGAAACCAAAAUGUCCUUGUGAAUGCUGCCUGACCCCACACGCCUGCCAGCGAGAGUUCCCAUCUUCCUGUGUGUGUUCUGUGUCCUUUAUUGAGUUCCAUUUACAGACUGAUGGCAAUCCGUCUUUUCCUUUGUGAAACUGCCAUGAAAGCUUUAAGACGAACAGAAGAAUGGAUGACAGAUGCUCUUUAUUUAUUCAGUUUCUCUCAGUGUGAACUGUUCAAGUGUACUGUAUUUAUUUUAGUCUUGAGAGAUGUUUUACACACGGAACAAAAGCCAGAGAAAAACUAUUUGCAUUUUUUUGCAUUGAGAAGCAUUUUCUGUGUCCAGUUACAUUCAUAUCUCCAGGAGGAGAGAACACAAACAGUCUUCGUUAUUCCAAGCAGAUGACCAAUCAGGGCGUAAGCAUGAUGUGCACCCUGUUUGUCACUAGUGAGAAAUACCUCAGCCCUAGUGAUGAGUCCUAUACUCCGUCCAUUGUCCAAAUUGGGGCUGUUAAGGCACCUUAAGACUGCAGUUGGAAGUCGGAAAGUCUGAUGCGGCAGUUCUGCACAAUUUGCUGUGCUAUACAGAACACUACAGUGGAUGAGCGUCUAUCAGUGGGUGAGCUACUUUUGCACACUGGUAUAAAUGCUGUCAUGGGUGUUCACUGUGUUGUUAUUUAGUUUUUUAAAAAAAAGGCUUUUUGCCAUUCUUUUCUUUCCCAUGUUGGGGUGUCCAAAUGGAUCUUUUCUGACACCUCAGUCUGAUGCAUUUAAUCCACUUCCAUUCUUUUUAACAAGCCCUCGCCAUUUUCCCUCAGAGAAUCUUGGAGAGUGAACAUACGUUUCAGCUUUAGCUUGAUUUAGGAAUUAAAUUUGCUUGGGUUCCUGUGGUCAUUUCUUUUACAGGUGCUACUCUGUCAUUUUAUUACUGUCCAGAAUGGCCAUGUCUGUUUUUCUAUUUCCUCAUUUUAGAACAUUAUAGGCCAAACAUUCUAUGUAGUGAUGGUGGACAUGGAGAUGGUUGGUGUGAAAGUAGAGGAGGCAGUGGAUAGGGCAAGAUGGAGGCAGAUGAUCCGGUGUGGCGACCCCUAAAGGGAGCAGCCGAAAGAAGAAGAUAGGCCAAACUUUCUACUGUUUUCCAUUUAACUCAGCUGUGACCUGAUCAUGUUAGCCCCAUCCAGAUACACAUCUCCUUGUGAAUGCUGCUGUUCACCAUAUUUAACUAAAUGAAUCAGAAUGGAACUUUAGGUGGCAGACCAUGCCCAGAACUUAGGCUUUAUCUGACACAUUUCACGACAAAGCUGUUUAUAAGCCAUAUUUUAAACAUUGAUUUGCUGUGUUCAGAGUGGGUUUUCACGUAGCAAACUACUCCAUCUGUUACGCAUGACUACACAGUAUCUCACAAAAGUGAGUACACCCCUCACAUUUCUGCAAAUAUUUUGUUAUAUCUUCAGGGUGCAACACUGUAGAAAUGAAACUUGGAUAUAACUUGGUCAGUUUGCAGCUUGUAUAGCAGUAUAGAUUUACUGUCCUCUGAAACUCAACACUCACCCAUUAACACACAGCCUUUAAUGUCUGAAUAGCUGGCAACACAAGUGAGUCCACCUCACAGUGAACAUGUCCAAAUUGUGUCCAGUUGUGUUGUUGUCACUCCCUGGUGUCAUGUGGCUCGUUAGAGUUACAAAGUUCCAGGUGUGAA